This is a messenger RNA of Trichoplax adhaerens, 3381 nucleotides long. RefSeq lists its product as uncharacterized. The record is from RefSeq and is a predicted model, not a curated record. Gene Ontology annotation, biological process: adenylate cyclase-activating G protein-coupled receptor signaling pathway; cyclic nucleotide biosynthetic process; intracellular signal transduction. Lineage: Eukaryota; Metazoa; Placozoa; Uniplacotomia; Trichoplacea; Trichoplacidae. Gene Ontology annotation, molecular function: adenylate cyclase activity. The transcript is spliced from 4 exons. Bases 1 to 3381 code for a protein of 1126 amino acids.
AUGCCUAAAUUGUUCGAUAGAGCAACAGGAAAUAUCUUUAUGCCCCAAUUUGAUUCGGAAAUAUUAGAGAAAUCAUAUCGCCAUGCAACAUUUAUGCAAGCUAAACGUCAUGUUCAAUACGCCUUGUGUUAUAUUCUAUUAGCUUGCGCUGUUUGGAUUGCUUAUUUUGCAAUUGGACAAGAUACCGAUUGGAUUGGCUUUUUAAUUACAGCCUCAUCGUGUUUUGCUGUAUCACUAGGUUUGUUAAUGAUGACCUGCUACAUCAAUCGACCAAAGCACCUUAAAUGGAUUUCUUGGAUAUUAGUUGUCAUCUUAUGUGGUUGUUCAAUUGCUGCUAAUGCUGCUGGUGGUUCUGACGAUGCAAUACGUAGUAUGUCACCAAUAGCUCGAUUUACUGUCACCGCAGAAGUAUUACUCAUUAUUUACACUGCUUUACCGAUAACCCCACUCAUUUGCUUAGUAAUUGGCGUUAUCUUCUCUAUUGUACAAUUAGUCGUCAAUGUCUUGUUACCACCGGGAAAUUAUAAUGCCUCUAUCAUUAUCAGUUGGGUUUUCCUACAUUUAUGCGUGCAUAUUUUAGGCUUUCAUAUAUCUAUAGUGACAGAAGUUAGGGCUCAUAGUACAUUUUGGCGCGUAUGCCAAUCCAUUAUUGCUAAGCAAAGAUUGGAAAAUGAGCGAAAGUUAAAGGAAAAUAUGAUCUUAUCUGUAAUGCCAAAAUUAUUUGCUGAUAAAUUUAUUAAAACCGAAGAUGAAAACAGUCAGAUAUUAUUUAAGAAAAGUAGCGCAUUUCGUGAGUUACAUAUGAUGAGAAUGGACAAUGUUAGUAUCCUUUAUGCAGAUAUCGUAGGUUUUACUCGUAUGUCAUCGAAUAAGAGAGCCGAUGAAUUAGUAUCACUGUUAAAUAAUCUAUUUUCCAGAUUUGAUGCAUUAACCCAAAAACAUAAUUGUGAAAAAAUUGCUAUUUUAGGCGAUUGUUAUUAUUGUGUUUCGGGUUGCCCAGAAACUGUUUCAAGUCAUGCUGAUGAUACAGUAGAUAUGGGCUUAGAUAUGAUUGUUGCUAUCCAAAAAUUUGAUGAAGAUACUGGUAACGAUGUCAACAUGAGAGUAGGUGUCCACACUGGAACUGUUUUAUGUGGUGUUUUAGGUGUUAAACGUGUUAAAUUUGAUGUAUGGUCCAAUGAUGUAUCAUUGGCCAAUACAAUGGAAGCUGGAGGUGAGCCUGGCUUCGUUCACGCUACUCAAGAAACUUACGAUAAUUUAAGCCCUGGUAAAUAUCGUAUUAGAGUGGAUGAAAAUCCAGGACGACGUCGUGAAGGCCUGGCUGGCAUGACCACUUACUUAAUUAGUGGCAAAAUUGAUAAUCAAAAUGACCCAUUAUCAUCAUUAGAUAAAAAUAGUAGGAAUAUCAAUAGCGAUAACGGUAUCAAUAUUACUACAAAUAAAAACAACCAAGAGCUUAAACCAUCGGAUAGAUUACCUAACGCGUUACUUCAUCCUGUACGUCCAUCAGCACAAAAAACUUCUAGAGCCCCUUCAUCAGGCGUUAGAACAUCAUUCUCUAACGGUGGUAAAGCAAAUUCGCCCAGUGGUAUUGAUAGUAGUCGGCCAAGCAUAGAUAUUAGUACACACCGUUCUGGGAGCACAAUCGAAGAACGAGAUACUAGUGAUGUACGAUUCAAUUUACCGCGUGAAUCGACGACUUACGAUGCCUUAAAUGUACCUGGAGUCGGUGCUGGCACAAGAAGAACGUCAAGAUCGGCUUACCGUCGUUCAUCACAUAGUUCCAUAUUUAGCCGAUUAAUCCGAGAUAGAUCCCACCGGACAGAAGAUGACAAACAAUUGGCUGAUCUAUUAAGAGAAGAGAGAGCCGACGAAACAUAUUUUGUCAAGACAAAACUGAACCGUUUAACUUUAUUCUUUAAUACUCCUACUAUUGAAACGGAGUAUAGGCGAGACGGUCUUGCUGAUUUAAGUCAACCAUUUUCUAAAAUGUCAUACGGAUCGUUAAGAUAUUCAUUCUUCUUAGAUACAUUAAUAUCAAUAUCUACAUUUGCUAUGCUAUCUGGAUUCUUGUUUUUAGUAACCGAUGUCGAUAAACUUGAAGCCUGGACUAUAAUCUUCAUUGUCGCAGCUGUAUUAGAAAUUAUAAUCUUUAUUACAGCUGUUCUAUUAGCCUUUACUAACGUAUUACCUCAUAAAUUUCAACUAAUGUGUGUAUCAUGGUAUCCACGCCAUAUUAUCAGUUUAUUAUUGGUGAUCUUACCAGUCUUGAUCGUUUUUACUGAUUUUACCGAUUGUUCUCGUAUUGGAGAUGUAAAUGCGUUUCAAGCUUACUGCACUGCUGCAACAAUUAUUAUUGUUCAUCAUUGCAACUUUAUGAGAUUAUGGUCUAUUGCAAAGUCGGCUAUUGCUUGUUUGGUAACUGUAGCUCUAUUGCUUACGGUAAAAUUAGAUUAUUGUGUACCGAAUCCAAAUUUGAUAUCAACAGCAUCACCAUUGACGACAACAUUGCUAUCGACUGUCUCAGCUGGAACGAUAUCACCAACACAGUUUGACAAGUGGAAAAAUGAGCGAAUCCUAGAUGUGAUAUUAUUGGUUAUUUUAGUAGUUUUCCUUAAUUGGCUCUUUGAAGUGGCAGUUAGAGUCAACUUUAAUAGCAGUUUGGAAGCGAUGAAGCACCGGAAAAAGAAUGCAGUUUUAAAAGAUCAAGCGACCGAUUUAUUGGCUAAUAUAUUUCCAGAUCAUGUUAUUCAACGUCUAAACACAUCGCAAUCGUAUUCACAAAACAUAGAAAGUGCUGGAGUUAUUUUUGCUUCUCUAGUCAAUUUUUACGAAUUCUAUUCUGAAAAUUUUGCCGGUGGGCAAGAAUGUAUCCGUGUUCUCCACGAACUAGUUUCUGAGUUUGAUGAACUAUUGGAUAAAGAGGAAUUUAAGAAAGUAGAAAAAAUUAAGACGAUUGGUAGUACUUUCAUGGCGGCUGCUGGACUCAAUUCCGAUCAAGUCGAUGAAGAACCAGACCAGCACUUAUUUGACUUAAUGGAAUUUGUAAUUGCAAUGCAAGAAGCUGUAACGAAAUUUAAUCAAGAUAUGCUACAAUUUGAUUUUAUACUUCGUGUGGGCUAUAAUUGUGGCCCUCUAACUGCUGGUGUCAUUGGAACUUCAAAAAUGAUGUAUGACAUUUGGGGCGAUACAGUAAAUAUUGCUAGCAGAAUGGAUUCCACAGGUACCCCUGGACGAGUACAGGUCAGCGAAAGAGCCAACCGUGUGCUGCAACCAAAAUUCGACUUUGAAUAUCGUGGUCAAAUUCAAGUCAAGGGGAAAGGAAAUAUGAGAACAUAUCUUUUGAAAGGCCGUCGUACGGACUUCGAUAUGAUAAAUUAA